AGCCCCAGAUUAACAAGCAAUCUUUGUGAAAUUGUUUCUCUUCAACAUAUAUUGCUUAUGAAUUCCACUCAUCAGAAGCAGCUGCAAAUUCCAAAGCCUUUUUAGAAGAGAUUAAAUCCAUGGAUUUGCAUAGCAAGAUCUUGCUACUAACAUUGGCUUUGGCUGCAGCAACACUAGCUCCAUCUCCGGUAGCUUCUCAGACGAAGCCCGGCUGCCUCGGUAGCUGUGGCAACGUCAGCAUCCCCUUCCCAUUUGGCAUCACCCCUGAAUGCUACCUUGAUGAUUCUUUCCUCAUCACCUGCAACAACUCUAAGCCAUUCUUGCGAAAAAGCAAUAUAGAUCUGCUCAACAUAUCGCUCGAUGGCCUGCUACGUGUCUCGGCCUCUAUUGCUAGCGACUGCUACAACGAGUCUGGCUUGCCAGACAACUACAUCAUGAACCUCACCGUGCCCAAGUUCUUCAUCUCCAGCAAGCAAAACAAGUUCACGGCUGUUGGCUGCGACACGGUUGCAGUGGUGGAAGGAACGAAAAGCCUGAACUACACGACAGGCUGCCUGUCCAUCUGUGGUGACCCCAAGACAGUACACAAUUGAUCAUGCAAAGGCAAUGGAUGUUGCCAGAUUGACAUUCCACAGGGAGCAAAUGACUUUUCAGUAACCGUAACAAGCUCUUUCAACCAUUCCAAGGUGUUUGGUUUCAACCCUUGUAGCUAUGCUUUUGUGGUCGAGAAAGAGGCUUUCAACUUCUCGACUGCAGAUCUUAAGGAUUUACGGGGCAUAAGUUCCGUCCCUGUCGUGCUCGACUGGUCAGUGGGGAAAGAAACUUGUGAACAUGCUAAGAACUCUUCCAGCUAUGCUUGUAAAGCCUUGAAUAGCACAUGCCACAAUCCAAGCAAUGGACCUGGCUAUCUUUGCAACUGCAUUUCAGGCUAUCAAGGGAAUCCUUACAUUCUUGAUGGCUGCGAAGAUAUCAAUGAAUGCGAACCCUCGAACCCUUGCAAUGGAAAAUGCAGAAAUUUGCCAGGGAGUUUCGAAUGUUCUUGCCCAGAGGGAUACGAAGGAAUGAAAAAUGGAACAAGUUGCCGGAAAAAGGUUCGGAACAGGGGAUCUACCCUGCUUGCUACCGGUUUUGGUUUAAGCAUGGGACUUCUGGUUUUAUUUCUGGGAAGUACUUGGAUUUAUUGGAUGCUGAGGAGAAGAAAGUUCUUGAAGCUCCGAGAGAAGUUCUUCCGGCAAAAUGGCGGCAUCAUGUUGCAGCAGCAAGUCUCCAAAUAUGAAAGGUCGGUUGAAACAGCCCGAAUCUUUACUGAAGAAGAUCUCAAGAAGGCUACCAACAACUAUGAUGAAAGUGGAGUCAUUGGUCAAGGAGGGUUUGGAACGGUUUAUAGAGGAGUUUUGCCGGAUAAAAGAGUGGUUGCCAUUAAGAAAUCAAAAAUAAGUGAUCAGAACCAGAUUGAGCAGUUCGUUAAUGAGGUGAUUGUCCUUGGACAAAUCAACCAUAGGAAUGUGGUAAAGCUUUUAGGCUGUUGCUUAGAAACAGAAGUCCCCUUGCUGGUUUAUGAAUUCAUCACGAAUGGAACACUCUCGGAUCAUAUUCACCAAGAAAAACGUUCAUUGUUGCUUGCAUGGGAAAUGCGCCUAAAGAUAGCAGCCGAAACUGCAGGAGCUCUUGCGUACUUGCACUCUGCUACUUCUACGCCAAUAAUUCAUAGGGACAUUAAAAGUACGAACAUCCUUCUAGAUGACAAUUACACUGCAAAGGUUGCCGAUUUUGGAGCUUCAAGACUGGUCCCACUGGAUCACACUCAACUGGCCACAUUGGUACAGGGGACAUUUGGAUACUUAGACCCUGAAUAUUUCCAUUCAAGCCAGUUGACAGAGAAGAGUGACGUUUACAGCUUUGGCGUCGUCCUUGCGGAGCUGAUAACCGGGAAGAAGGCACUUUCUUUUGACAGACCCGAGAAGGACAGAAACCUGGCAAUGUAUUUCAUUUCUGCGAUGAAAGAGGAUCGUCUUCAUGACAUUCUUGACCAAAAAAUGGUGAACGAGAAGCACUUGGGACAGAUUAAGGAAAUAGCCAAGUUAGCAAAGGGGUGCCUGAGAGUAAAAGCAGAAGAAAGGCCAACUAUGAAAGAAGUAGCUAUGGAGAUAGACAGUCUGAGGAUGAUGAAACAUCAUCCGUGGGAAGAUGUACAUUUGUACCCUGAAGAGUCCGAGCAGCUCCUUAAGCAAAGCAUACCUUCAGAUGGCCACUAUGGUGCUUCGGGCAGCAACUUUAGUGUUAGCACCAAUGCUGGUUACGACAGCACGAGGGAUCAAAUGGUGGUGCCACUAGAUGAUGGAAGAUAGUCAUGCUGUAAUUACCAAUAAAAGCAGGCUAAUUAAGGCCAAAGGAAAAAUAAAGCUGCACGAGCAUAUUUCUUACAUUAUUACUCGGUGAUUAAGCUAAGACGCAGGCUUGAGUUCUAAAGCAUCCAAAACGAUCAGGUUUCAGCCAAGGAACAGUUGGAAGAUGAAUGCUGUCAACAAACUUCACUAGCAACUGAUUUAUAAAGCCUGAAUGCUGUCAAGCGAUGUUCUAAAUCCAAAGGCCAUAUUUUUCUCUAUCUUUAUCAUUAUAGCUUGAGGGAUUCUCUGAAUACUUUUCUUAGAAGACGUGUUUAGGACUGCCGAUGUGGAGUCAUAAAUAUUGUUUAGUUGAAUGUUUCAAAAUUGUUCCU
Molecule: messenger RNA, 2719 nt
Organism: Diospyros lotus (date-plum)
Lineage: Eukaryota; Viridiplantae; Streptophyta; Magnoliopsida; Ericales; Ebenaceae
Product: putative wall-associated receptor kinase-like 16
Exons: 4
Biological process (GO): protein phosphorylation; cell surface receptor signaling pathway
Cellular component (GO): plasma membrane
Molecular function (GO): polysaccharide binding; calcium ion binding; protein serine/threonine kinase activity
Source: RefSeq, a predicted model, not a curated record